AUGCGUUUGUCUUCCCUGCCACUGUUCGUCUGGCUAGCGGCCACAGCAGUCACCUCGGCCGGCUCAUGCAGCAAUGGAUACGUAUCGUGCCAUCCAAAGGGUGCAGAGCUGGGAAACCCCCCUGACAUCGGCCCAGACAUGAAGGAUUUCUAUGUAGACCUGGUCCAGUCUGUUAAGGGCCAUGGACAUGGCCGCGAGAAGCGAUCCCUCAACAAGAACCAUGGUGUCAUUGCGCAAAGAGACGAGGAGGGGGAGCUCUGCUGGAAGGGAAAAGGCAACGGACCAGGCUCGGGGAUACAAUGCCUGUUUCUGGACGGAGCGAAGUUCCCAUUCUGCUGGGUGAGUUUGCUCUGCACACCUCUCUAUGCUGGGUAUCCCAAGGAAAAUACUGACACUUUUCAGGAUCCAUUCACCACCAACUUCUUCUUCAGAGAUGGAUCCCAUGGCAAUGCGGCGACGGGUGACUAUCAGACGGGCAACGGUGACAAGGUCAACCUGAUCCAUGGCAACUAUACAAAGCCUGAUGGUACGGAAGAGAACAUCUACGGCGCGAAGGAAUCUGCUCCAGCCCUCAGCACCCUCCCAGUCCCUACGCCGUUCACCGGCUCCGGAGUUGGCAGCCCGAUUCCAGGAGACAAGUUGGGCAAUGUAGCAACUUCUGGGGCAACUGCUCCGCCAACCUCAUCCACCAAAUCUCCAUCCGGAUCCAAACCGACCACACCAGCAGACUCCAGUAGCCAAAAGAUGGAGUUGGGAUUCUCCCUGGUUGCGUCGAUGGCUAUGCUAGCCUGUGCUCUUUUGUUAUGA
Messenger RNA from Trichophyton benhamiae CBS 112371, 807 nucleotides. RefSeq lists its product as uncharacterized. Lineage: Eukaryota; Fungi; Ascomycota; Eurotiomycetes; Onygenales; Arthrodermataceae. The record is from RefSeq and is a predicted model, not a curated record. The transcript has 2 exons. Bases 1 to 807 code for a protein of 268 amino acids.